AUGACUCAGCCGGCCGCCACGUUCUCUCAGGAUGUAGACCCACAGACUACAAUAGACGACGUUGACGAUGAGGACGUCGCCUCCGAGCCGGAACAUACACGCAGCGAAGAGCCGAGACUCAGCGUGGAUCCAGUGGAAGAGUUCAUCAAACCGUUGGUUUUGGAGGAAUCGCGACUGUACAAUCUAGCUCGUCGCUUCUCGGAGGUCUACCGUGAGCUUGCGCUGACCUCUGAUCAACAAUUUCUGCCGACACCUGUGACGCAAUUACCCACCGGCGAAGAAGUCGGUCGUUAUUUGGCAAUUGAUGUUGGAGGUAGUAAUCUACGGGUUGCCUUUAUUGAAUUGUUGGGCGAAGAUGCAGACUCCGAUAGAAGUCCCGGCAAUGCUUCGGAAAGAUCGCGUGAUACGAUUCGCAAGGCUCAGCGACAGCGGGUGAGGCGGACGCUGGAGAAAGCAUGGCCGAUUCAGGAACAUUUGAAGAAGGAUAAAGCGGAAGAUUUGUUCUCGUGGAUAGGUGAUUGCGUCGCUGAAGUUAUAGCCGACAGUCUUUCGUCGGAUGCUACCAAAGGGGAUAUUCCAGAGGAGUUGGAAAUGGGUAUCACAUUUAGUUUUCCCAUAAUGCAGGAAUCUGUGGAUGAGGCUACGCUCAUGCCCAUGGGCAAGGGCUUUGCAAUCACAUCCGAUCUCAACUUGCGAAAUAUGCUUCUUUCAGGUUACGAAAAGCAUACCAGACGAAGCGAAGACGACGAACCAUCGUCAAAGAGGCGGAAGCUCUAUGCCCUUCCCAAACUGAAGAUUGCUGCCAUCACCAACGACACCGUUGCAACUUUAGUGUCGUCGGCAUAUUGCGUAAAAUCGCUGCCCAACAGUCGUGUCACCAUGGCUAUUAUCGUCGGAACAGGGUGCAAUGCCACGAUACCAAUGUUACUGACCGAUUUGCACGAAUCCAAGGCCAAGCUGGUCAGCUCGAGAGAUUCCAAGGCUACGCAAACAGUGGUGAAUACAGAAAUCACGAUUUCCGGUGCAGCAGCUCCAUUGAAGGAGCUCAACAUUGAGACAAAAUGGGAUAUCCUACUCGACAGGGCAUGCUCUCGACCUGGUUUCCAACCACUGGAGUAUAUGACUGGUGGACGAUACAUUGGCGAACUUGUGCGGAUAGUUUUCUUCGACUAUCUGACUAAGGUGCUGGGAGUUACUAAGAAAGAGUUGCCGGCCAAUUUGGUACAGGAAUAUGCGCUGUCUACGACCUUUCUUUCGCACAAAGUUGCGCGCAGUCGAUCUGACCAAGAACUAGCUGCGGAACUGGCACGGUCCCUGCCUCCGCCAGAGUCCAGUGAAUGGUCUUGGAGUAAAGACACAGCAGGUGCAUUCCGGAAAAUUGCCAGAGCCGUUCAAACACGGUCAGCCGGACUAAUCGCCUCAGCCGUCGUAGGACUUCUCGCAUGCACACGAGAGAUUCAGCUUAGAGACGAUAGCGCGCGAAACUCACCUCAACCCCCGCUGGAUGAAGAAAAAACACAUCAGAAUUCUCCAUCCACAAACCAAGAACAAACCCUCGCUUCAACCACACCAGCAGUAGCUGCAGCCGCUAAAUCGCCCUCUUCAAACACAAACAGUAAUCAACGAGGCCUCAUCGUCCCUGUCCUCGCACCAGCACCAGCAGACUGGCAAUCCGGUCCUGAGGAGUUGGUAGUCGCUUACACCGGAGGAAUCAUUCAGAAUUACCCCAACUUCAAGGAAACGUGCCAGCGAUACAUCGAUCGCAUGAUCAUGCGGACCGGUCCGCAGAAGAGUGGCAAGUCUGUGUUUUUACGUGAAGCUUCAGAUGGAGGUGUCAUUGGGGCGGGGGUUCUUGCUGGCAUGGUUGCUGGGCUUGGUUAA
This is a messenger RNA of Talaromyces marneffei, 1881 nucleotides long. RefSeq lists its product as uncharacterized. Lineage: Eukaryota; Fungi; Ascomycota; Eurotiomycetes; Eurotiales; Trichocomaceae. The record is from RefSeq and is a predicted model, not a curated record. Gene Ontology annotation, cellular component: mitochondrion; cytosol. The transcript is spliced from 2 exons. Gene Ontology annotation, biological process: glycolytic process; glucose 6-phosphate metabolic process; intracellular glucose homeostasis. Bases 1 to 1881 code for a protein of 626 amino acids. Gene Ontology annotation, molecular function: D-glucose binding; ATP binding; glucokinase activity.